Harmonia axyridis is the source of this 1823-nucleotide messenger RNA. RefSeq names its product spermine oxidase. Bases 105 to 1703 code for a protein of 532 amino acids. NCBI's taxonomy places the organism in Eukaryota, Metazoa, Arthropoda, Insecta, Coleoptera, Coccinellidae. The transcript has 3 exons. The record is from RefSeq and is a predicted model, not a curated record. Gene Ontology annotation, molecular function: polyamine oxidase activity.
UAACUAAUCUCUGUGGCUGUGUAGAUGUCAUUUUAGACAUAUUUUUAUGUUAGCCGUUUUUGAGGUUAUAAUGGGUAGUUAGAUCAAGGGUAGGUGUUGUAAACAUGGAAAGUAGUGAAGAAACUUCUAAAGAAAAAGUGAAUAAAUAUAAAGUCAUUAUAAUCGGAGCAGGCAUUGCUGGUCUAUCAGCAGCCUAUCACUUAACCAAAAAUGGUAUCAGUGAUUUUAUAUUACUUGAGGCAAGAAAUAGAAUAGGAGGUAGAAUCAUUCAAAUACGAAUGGGAAAUGAAAAAGUCGAACUGGGGGCCAACUGGAUACAUGGGGUUUUAGGUAAUCCAAUAUACGAACUGGCUAUGCAUUAUGGACUUAUUGACAUCAUGCAAAUUCCAAAACCUCACAAAUUAGUAGCUUCAACAGAAAAAGGCAAGCAAGUACCAUUUCAAGUUUUACGUGAAGUUUAUGAAGCUUACCUGUGUUUCCUCAAAAGAUGUGAAGAAUAUUUUUUAUCAGAAUACCUUCCUCCUGAUGGAAUUGAUAGUGUUGGGCAACAUAUUAGAUUAGAGGUCAGUAUUUAUCUGGAUAAAAUUAAGGAUAAAGAUGAAAGACAUUUAAGAGAAUUGAUUUUUGAGUGUUUACUCAAAAGAGAAACUUGCAUUUCUGGUUGUGAUAAUAUGAACGAAAUAGAUUUGUUAGAAUUAGGAACUUAUGAAGAAUUGCAAGGAGGUAAUAUUGUUUUACCAGAAGGUUAUAGUUCAAUAUUGAAACCUUUUUCUGAAGAUAUCCCUUCGGAUAACAUACUCUUGAACCACCCCGUUAAUUUGAUAAAAUGGAAUUCUAGCAGUAAUGGAAAUGAAUCUGAUGAUUCUGAUAAAACUGUUAUAGAUGACUCAGAAAUUAUCAAUAAUACUGAAAAAUCUAAUGAACAUAUGACAAAUGUAGAAGUGACCACUAGCAACAAUAAAAAAUUUUUUGCUGAUCAUGUUAUAUGUACCAUACCUUUAGGAGUGCUAAAACACAAAGCCAGAACUUUAUUCAACCCACAGUUACCAGAAUUUAAAUUAGAAGCUGUUGACAGAUUAUUAUUUGGAGUAGUUGAUAAAAUUUUAUUAGAAUAUGAUAGGCCAUUUUUAAAUCCUAAUGUCACAGAAGUUUUAUUAUUAUGGGAACCAGAUGACCAGACAAAUUGUAUGAAAGAGGAUAUAAGCAAAACUUGGUACAAAAAAAUUUAUUCGUUUUCUAAGAUCUCUGAGACUUUGUUAUUAGGGUGGGUUUCAGGAAAGGAAGCUGAGUAUAUGGAAACAUUAUCAAAUGAUAUUAUCAUCAAUGUUUGUACUGAUAUACUUAGAAAGUUUUUGAAUGAUCCUUUCAUUCCAAAACCAAAAAAUUGUGUUUGCACAAGCUGGUCUAGUCAACAAUACACAAGAGGAUCUUACACUGCUAUUGCUGUUGGUGCAUCUCAGGUAGAUAUAGACUUAUUAGCGCAACCUCUAUAUGCUGAUGAAACCGAAACCAAGCCAGUUGUUUUGUUUGCUGGAGAGCAUACACAUACCAAUUUUUAUUCAACGGUUCAUGGAGCUUAUCUAACAGGACGGACAGCGGCCCAAACUAUCCUCUCCUCGAACAUUCCUCGUGAAUUAACUUUAGAUUGUGAUGAAGAAACUACCGACUUGAGUUCCUGGAUUCAAGGAAUUUGUUUAGAAUAGCAGCUACCUUGCUUGUAAUAUUUUGAAGUAUUAUCUUUAUUGAUUUUCUAGUCAGACAGUAAAGAAAUUUUAUGAAUUUUAUUAUUGUAAAUAAAUGAGAUUUUUUUGAAAUUUCAACUA